Molecule: messenger RNA, 6564 nt
Organism: Frankliniella occidentalis (western flower thrips)
Lineage: Eukaryota; Metazoa; Arthropoda; Insecta; Thysanoptera; Thripidae
Gene: sky
Product: GTPase-activating protein skywalker
Exons: 12
Coding region: 1036-2796 (586 amino acids)
Source: RefSeq, a predicted model, not a curated record
UUUAGAAGUCAUUUGUGGAAACUUGAAAUAACGACUCUUUACGGACUGAUUGAGAAGUUGAGUUUUUCAACGACCCCCUGUUUGUCCGCCUUUCUGAAAACCCUUGUCAAUUCAAAUUGCAGAAUGCGAACCGGUUAAUACUCACGUAGAGUAUUGAUCCUUGUAAAUUUUAUGGUUAUUUCAUUGCAUUUACAUCUGUUUGCGCAGCUACUUUAAGACUUUAAGUUACACUUUUCAACAUUCGUUCAUUUAUACAUAACCUAUGAAUUUUGCAAUUUGUUUUUCACUCUAGUUUUCCGUUUACCAAUCUGUUCCUCACGUUAUAUUCUUAUUGAAGUCAAUUUACACCUAUUGGGUUAUCCCGCAAAUAUUGUUUGUCAUUCAACAGCUUUUUCCACACUUUCAAUAGCAUUGCAUCAACCAUUCCCUCACUGUUAUCUUUUCCUUUACUCAAUGAAUGAUCUUAUUUCACUUCUUUUCCUUGUGCCCUUUUUUACCUGUCUCUCAUUUUUUUAUGUAUUCUUUCAUAUAUAUCAUCUUUUCCGUUUACACAUGUUCUUUUUGAUUUCUUAUUCUUUCAUUCUUUCCUCGCCAUAAAUGCAGAUGAAAAGCACUCCCUUGCUCUUAGUACUGCUUUGUGUAUAUUCUCCAUUUUUGAUUGCAUUCUCCAUCUCAAUCAGAGCCCCAAGCCAAGACACUCACCAUGUGUUUUUGUUGUCACUGGUCAGAUAAGAAUGCGGAUGGAACUAGCCUGUAUCAGCAAGAGCAUCAGCUUCAUGUGAUCAGGGCAGCUGUGCAAUGUGGUGGAAUCAACAGAUUUAUAAUUUGAAAGCAAUUGGCCAUAUAGUCAAUGUAAAUUUUAUGGAAUUAGAGUGCAAAUUAUUAACAACACAGACUGUUAAAAGUUCAAAAUGUUAAUUCACCAUGUUGUAAAGUGUUAAUCAAUACAAUUUUAAAUACAUUUUUUUGUUUAUUUGAGAUGAUCUUAUGAGAAACAAUGAUGCUAUUUGAUCAAACAUAGGCCUAACGGGUUAGAUGGCAGUGAUGCUGUCGACACUAGAAGAAGAGUCCGAUAUGUAUGAGGUGUUCCCAGCUCAUGUGGACACAAGUAGUAUUCCAAUUGUUCCUGAUAGUCCAGCCAAAAAGAAUGCCAAGCCUCUGAAGACAUGGAGUGAAAUAAACUCCUUAAUCCAAGCUGGGAGAAAGAGGGAGGUUAAACUUAUACUUCGUGAGCAAGGCUGGCCUACAAAUCAUACCAUCAGAGCUCAGCUAUGGCCAGCUCUGUGCAAACAGCAUUCAAGCAGUCGUCCAAUGCAAGAUGGCUUCUACUGGGAACUGGUUAAUCAACUCUUUGGCACUACAGAUAUAUCCGAUAAACCUAUGUUGCUUCCAGCAUUUGUGGAAAACACACAUUGUCUGCCAUAUCAUUUGACACGUCGAGGACGUAGUUUGGCAGAUCGCGUAGUUUGUGUUCUUGGUUUUUCUUGUCCUGACAUAACCUACUCCCCAGCCUUGUAUCCUAUUGCUGCCUUGUUGCUGCACUUUAUGCCAGAGGAAGAAUGCUACAACAGCCUAGCAAGUCUUAUUUCAUCAAAAGACAAAACUUUUAUAACACAAACAAAACUUCUUUAUGAAGCUACAUGGCGUACAGUCAUGCUUAUAACUAAAAAGCAUAUGAAAUCUGCUGCUGCUCAUCUUGCCCGACACUGCUCCGAUGCUCGUUCGGAAAGGAUAUAUGCUGAUUGGCUUUGGUGGAUACUCCAGGGGUUACCACUUACUCAUUUAGUACGUGUUAUGGACUGCUUCUUUCAUGAAGGCAUCAAAGUUCUGUACCGUGUAGCUAUGGCAAUUCUUUUCCUAUUCUACAAGUAUUCCACUUCACAAAGUUCAGAAUGGAGUGCAGAACUUGCUGCCCAAGGUGUUGAUAAUGCCUUAACAAAAUUCUGCAGACAGAUGCCUGUGAGCCCUACCAAAGUUUUGCGAACUGCUUUCAAUGUCCGAGGGUUAAGUUCAUCAUACAUUCAAAGAGUAUUUGUUAAAACGGAAAUGCUGUUGAAAAGCAAGCCAGUUUUAUCCAACUCUCAGCAGAUUAGUCGCUCUAGGUCAUCUGAAAAUCUACCUACUUCACAGUCUCAAAAUAAUAUUCAACUUGUCUCACAUACAUUGACAAUACGAGAGGGUUCUCGCUCUCCUGAACCACGCACUCACGCUAUGGGAGUGUACCCUAUCUACAAGAUCCGUUCUGCUAUUGUUUCUCAAGAGGAAUUGUUCACACUAUGGUCAUGGCUACCUGUCAGAAUCACCAUGUAUCAACCCAUCCUACUGUAUACAACUGAAGAACAUGGGUGUAGUUUGACCACAUUCUAUGUACGCGUUGAACAACAUGAACCAACUUUACUAAUGAUAAAAACAAGCAACAAUGAGGUCUUUGGUGCUUACUGUUCUACUCGGUGGUAUGAAAGAAAUGUUAAAGAUGACAGAGGCAAUCGCCAGGCUUACUUUGGCACUGGUGAAACAUUCCUAUUUAGUCUUUACCCUGAACGUGCCAAGUACCCAUGGGUUGGAAUGGAACAGAGUCCUGGAGAAAAACAGUUAGACCAUUCUGCAGAGUUGUUUUUGGCUGCUGAUCAUAAAAUGAUAACCAUUGGAGGAGGUGAAGGGCAAGCUAUUUGGAUGGAUGAAAACAUCCGAUAUGGUAAAACAGAUCGCUGUCUUACCUUUAACAACCCACCACUGUGUCCAAGUGGUGACUUUGAAAUCCGUGUUCUUGAAGUUUAUGGAUUUGCAGGGGCUUGAACUAUGGUACAAGGCCUUACACGAAGAAGAGAAAAAAAUCAUGACUGACCCAAGCCAUCACUGUUAUCAUUGCUAUUUUCAAUUAUGUUUCAAAUGUUUGUUUAUUUUUUUGAUGUUUUCCUCUUCUUUAGUUAUCUGAUUUCAAUAUUGACUAAUAUUGAGCCUAAUACAUACAUACCUUGCACCUUUUUGGCAGAAAUAUGUGCCAUAUCCUUUAUGUACAACUCUAUACCAAGAGACUUCAUAACAAUAUAGGGAUUCCCCCUAAGGACAUGAAACAGAAGUAAAUGCAUUUCUUCAAUCAAAUAAGUUCUUUUAAAAUUUCAAUUUAUUUUGAAAUUUUAACUUGUUAAGAAAAAAUGACACUUUCUUGAUUCAUUUUAAAAUUUCUAUUAUCUACAUUUUUCACUUACUUUCUCAAGAUUUACAGUCAUGAUUUGGUAGUGUAAUAGCAAUCUAUUUUUCAUUUGUAGCACAUAAUUAUUGUUCUCAUGGCAAUACAUUUUAUCUGUGUUCAACUUGAGUGGGUGGAAAGACAGGUGUACCUCCAAGUAGUCUUUGUUUAAUCAGAUCUUGUGAGUAUGAUGUGAUUGUAAAAUGUCUGUUGAAUUCAUACCACAAGGUUUUACUGCAAAGUCUAUAUUUAUGUUUGGUAAAAGUAAGUUCACAAAGAACUUUAUGUCAGAUAGAGUUUUAAGAGUUUAUAUCUGUUAGGUAUGAUGCUUUGCCUGUGUUUUUGCUCGAAGCUUUGUAUAUAUGUUUGCAACCUCCCUCUACUUUCACUUUAAUGUCACUUCAAAACUUUUUUUAAAUUUUUUUAUGUCCUCCAUCCCUUAUUUGUUAUUUUUUAUCAUUUCUCAUUCCGACAGUUUUCAAGCUUGCAAGCUUAUCAUUGUGGGCUGAGUUAACUAUGUGUCAAAAUACAAUUCUCUUCACCAACCAGGCAUGUGUGAUAUUUAAAUGGUUAAUUCUCACCAUGACCAAACAACAUGUGUUCAUUGAGACUUGCAGGCUCUCACUGUCUUUCCAUUGUUUUGUCAAUUUUUGUUUUUGUUUUUUUAAUGGAAAGAAAGUUUCAUUAUAUUCUAGCUUAUACAAUGUGCAUGAUCAUAAGUGACAUGACAAUUCAAUAUGAUUUUUAUUGCUGAUCAACUGUGUAUCAAAGAAAUUGUGAUUCCCUUUUUGAGUCUAUGUUAACAAAAAGAUUCGUACUAAUGCAUGUGUUCUGUAGCUUUGCCUUCCUAUGUCCUUCCAACUCCUACUAAUUAAUUUGAAUAUACUGUUUGUGACAUGCUCUCACCAUUUGUAGUGUAUGUAUAGCGGCAAGGCCUAACUGUAAUUGUGUGAAAAUUCCUGUGCUUUGUGCCGAGUGUUUGUCGUAUUUUACUUUAAAACAAUGUCAACCAUGAAAGCAGUUUCCUGACGUAGAGCAUACUUAUUAAAAUUAUUACUACAAUCAGAUUUUCUUCGAAUUCAGCAUUGGAAAUUCUGUAUUCUUUGUGAUUUGUUCAGAGCUUUUUAAAAGGUAUUUACAAGUUUUGUAUUCCCAGUGAGCUACACAAUUACUCAAAUUGAGCUCCUUGUUUUAGGUGUUCUCUGAACCAUAGAAAUGAUUACCAGGACGCAGAUCUUUCAUUUAUUUUCCCAUUGGCUUAUUGUUAUGACCUGUAAUCUUCUAGUGUUGUGUGUAAACAACUGUGAUUGAGAUAUAUGUUCUCUGCAAAACCCAAAUGUUUUGCCACUCCCAAAAAUGAAUUAUUCUAGAUUUCGUAUGGGAAAGCUUGCUAGUGCUGUUCCUUUCAGUGUGACAUAUAUACAAAUAUAUAUUGUGUUAGAAGAGUUAUUUGUUAGCUUAUAAUUGACCAAAGCCAUAACUGAACUGUUGUAUUGUUUUAGUGUAGCUUUGUUUAAGUAUUUGAAAUGCCAUUUUGAUGGAUGUCUUUUUAGUGUGGUUUGGCUAUACCCUACAAGAGAGGUAACUCUGUAGGAUGUGAAUGUAGAUGCUAAACAGAGAACUAGAUACAAUUUGUUUGCAGCCUUUGCAUUUGAUUGUUGUUCUCAACUAGAUGUGCAGUCCUUUUAAAGGAAAAUUUGACAUGAUAAAUGCAAGAGUAAUUAAAAGGAAAACAUGUGUUUUACCUUGAGGAUGAGUCUUAGACCAAAGGCUUGCGCCUUUGUUUGCUGUUCUCCAAUUACAAAGUUGGUCAGUUAUUGCAAAGGUAAGAAAUUUGAUUAAAACUGUAAACUUUGUCUAGAAAAAAAAUGUAUCAGAGCUGCCUUUUAUUAUAAACAGCUCUGCUCUCAUUUCCGGGGCACCCUCUGUAAUCAGUUCUAUCAUUUCAGUUGCUAAAACUUAUUCUGUUGACACAGAAAAUUAUUGGCUUAAAGAUAAAAUCGUCUCCAAUUGAAUUUGAUGUGCUAAUAUUCUUCAAAUUUGUCAUUUUAAGUUCGGCAAAUGCAUUUAUCAAAUCAUAAUUUAAUUAAGUUUCUUUGUGCAUUCGGAGCUUCGGGUACGGAGUGCACUAUGCUCCUAUGUUCUAGUCCUUGCGGUUUGGUUACCGUUUUGUUGGUACCAUUUAACUUUGAUUGAAGUCUAUUAGGCACUAAUUUGAAAUGAACGUUAUGUUUAUAUGUAUGUAUCUCUUUUACUAUUCAGAAAGAGAAUAGUCUAUCUGCUUGACAUUGAAAAUGACUUGCAGGUGCACAGCUGCUGGACGUUGUUAAGUUACAAACAAAGUGAUAAUUAUUAUAAACAGGUUAUCAGUAGCCAGAAAUGUCACAUAGCACUACAUUGGCAUAAAGUGAAAUUUAAAAUGAACGCAUAUUCCACAAAAGAUGUUAUGCUGUUCAAGUGCAGUAUUAUUUAAGUCUAGAAUGUGAUUAUUUCACCUAAACCAAACUUCUUGUAUAUUUUACUGCUUGAUGCUUUAAUAGAAAAUUAUUAUUUUGACAUUAAAUUUGUGUUUCCAUUCGUACUUGGCUUUAUGAUGAAGUCUUUUAAAGUACUAUGUAGGUACAACAGUUUUUUAUCUGGCUUUGAUGUGUACAGUUUGAUGGUAGUGUAAACCCUGAGGUAAAAUGUUAAAAAAGAUCUUUUCCAAAGGAAGUUAUGUGCAGUCUCACUUAGUCAAUUUUGUAAUAGAGAGAAGCCCAGUUACAGUGUACCGGCGUGAGGUGUUUUAAGCUUUUUAAAAGCAGAACGAUGCUAUAAAUGGGUUGAUUUGUUUGGAAAAUUGGAAUUUGGAGUGUGAGAAAUGCGACGUUAAAAACGGGAAACAAUAUAUCUGGGAAACGCUGAUACCGUGUUUCAUUGUAUCUAGUAACAUCAAACUUUGCUUUGUAUUCAAUCUGCAGUCUUGUGUUAAAGACUUUACUCCUCUUAAUGUGGUUUUGUAAUACUAGUGAAAGUGACUUGUGUGUUCUUAAACACUUAAAUGUUAUCUCGCUGCCAAUGCUUGCUGCUUGUGACAUUUCUGGGUUGAACUUUUGUUACAAUUACUUCAUGUUAUGUUUUAUCUUUUAAGUUUUUGAGACUGUUUGAAUAAUUUCUAAUGUGCUAUUAGAUUGUAUGGAUUGAACAUGAAAGUAACUAUAACAUGUUGCCAUCCGUGCAAUUAUUUUUAUGUUUUAUUAUUGCUGAAUGUAGCUGUACAGUUUUAAAUGUUGUCAUUGUUGCAUGAAAUUCAGUUUUCAUUUCCUUGCCUCAUUCAUUCAACCUUGUAAACAAAAGACAAGUGUUCACGUUGUGUCAUAAAGCGACUGAAAUUA